GGGGCGGGGAGCCCCCGCCCGGCCCGGCCCUCGAGGUGGUGGGCUCCAGCUCUUCGGCGCACGCCCCCCGGGGGACCUCUGUAACCUCCAAAGGCUGCGAACCUCAGUGACUUCCAACCCUGAAACGAAGACUCCCUUGCAGUCUCCGACCUGGACGGAGGGACCCCGGGGAAGAGGCGGCCCUGAGACGGGCGUGGUGACCCAGACCCUCGGGACCGGGUCUGGGUCCGCGUCCCCGCCCCCACCAUGACCCAGUGACCCGGUGACUCGAUUCGCGGUUUUGGAAGCCACCCGGGUGCCGGUGGCGUUUUUUCCAGCUUCCAGCCUUUUAAACCUGCCUCCCAGCUGAGCACCUGUGGGCCGCUGGCACUGCCGUCUGCGGUGCCCGCUGCGUCGGGCUGCGCACAGGUGUCCACCCCUGGCCCUUCGGGGAGCGAUGGGUUUUGCAUUCGCGCACUGCGCGGUGCUUGGCACAGAUUAAGCGAGUGGCCAGUAAAUGGCAGAGGGUUAUUUUGAGAAGCGAGUGACGGCGCCUGACCUGUUGGCGCUGAGUGCUGGCUUUUAUCAUCGUGGGGAUGCCAUAGGCAGGAUAUUGGGCUCUCGUCUCAGGGCCCUGGGGUGGGGGGGUAGGAGAGGAGACAAAACCGUGAGGCCACAAUUACAGCCCUGUGUUGGGUGCUGUGGGAGUCCAGCUUAAAAUGGCAUCUCUCACUUGACCCUGCCACUCCGGGUCCUGGCUGCCUGCCCUCUGACGCUCCUGCCCUCCACCCCGUGCAGCAGGAACCCGGCCAUGGUGAACGAACCCAGAGGGGAUGGUGGCCCCACGUCCCGCUCGGAGGGCAGCAGCAGUGGCAGCGAGAGCUCCAAGGAUAGUUCGAGAUGUUCCACGCCGGGGCUGGACCCCGAGCGCCACGACAGACUCAGGGAGAAGAUGAGGCGGAGGAUGGAAUCUGGUGACAAGUGGUUCUCCCUAGAAUUCUUCCCUCCUCGGACCGCUCAGGGAGCCGUCAAUCUCAUCUCGAGGUUUGAUCGGAUGGGGGCAGGUGGCCCCCUCUUCAUAGAUGUGACCUGGCACCCGGCAGGGGAUCCCGGCUCAGACAAGGAGACCUCCUCCAUGGUGAUCGCCAGCACCGCCGUGAACUACUGUGGCCUGGAGACCAUCCUGCACAUGACCUGCUGCUGUCAGAGCCGGGAACAGAUCACAGGCUAUCUGCACAAGGCCAAGCGGCUGGGCCUGAAGAACAUCUUGGCGUUGAGGGGAGACCCCGUGGGUGACCAGUGGGAAGAGGAGGAAGGAGGCUUCAGCUAUGCUGCAGACUUGGUGAGGCACAUCCGAAGCGAGUUUGGAGACUACUUUGACGUCUGUGUGGCAGGUUACCCCAAAGGCCACCCCGACGCAGGGAGCUUUGAGGCCGACCUGAAGUACUUGAAGGAGAAGGUAUCCGCAGGAGCCGACUUCAUCAUCACCCAGCUUUUCUUUGAGGCUGACACAUUCUUCCACUUUGUUAAGGCUUGCAGCGAGAUAGGCAUUACCUGCCCCAUCCUCCCCGGAAUCUUUCCUAUCCAGGGCUACCACUCCCUUCGGCAGCUUGUGAAACUGUCCAAGCUGGAGGUACCGCAGCAGAUCAAGGACGUGAUCGAGCCAAUCAAAGACAAUGACGCUGCCAUCCGCAACUAUGGCAUCGAGCAGGCUGUGAGCCUGUGCCAGGAGCUUCUGACCAGUGGCUCGGUGCCAGGCCUUCACUUCUACACCCUCAACCGCGAGAUGGCCACCACAGAGGUGCUGAAGCGCCUGGGCAUGUGGAUUGAGGACCCCAGGCGUCCCCUGCCCUGGGCCGUCAGUGCCCACCCCAAGCGCCGGGAGGAGGACGUGCGUCCCAUCUUCUGGGCCUCCAGACCAAAGAGUUACAUCUACCGCACCCAGGAGUGGGAUGAGUUCCCCAACGGCCGCUGGGGCAAUUCCUCCUCUCCAGCCUUCGGGGAGCUGAAGGACUACUACCUCUUCUACCUGACGAGCAAGUCCCCGAGGGAGGAGCUGCUGAAGAUGUGGGGGGAGGAGCUGACCGGGGAAGAAAGCGUCUUUGAAGUCUUUGCCUGCUACCUCUCGGGAGAGCCCAACCAGAAUGGCUAUAAGGUGACUUGCCUGCCCUGGAAUGACGAGCCCUUGGCGGCCGAGACCAGCCUGAUGAAGGAGGAGCUGCUUCGAGUGAACCGGCAGGGCAUCCUCACCAUCAACUCCCAGCCCAACAUCAACGGGAAGCCAUCCUCUGACCCCAUUGUGGGCUGGGGCCCCAGUGGGGGCUAUGUCUUCCAGAAGGCCUACUUGGAGUUCUUUACUUCCCGUGAGACGGUGGGGGCGCUUCUGCAGGUGCUGAAGAAGUAUGAGCUCCGGGUUAAUUACCACAUCGUGGAUGUGAAGGGUGAAAACGUCACCAAUGCCCCCGAGCUGCAGCCCAAUGCAGUCACUUGGGGCAUCUUCCCUGGGCGAGAAAUCAUCCAGCCUACAGUGGUGGAUCCUGUCAGCUUCAUGUUCUGGAAGGAUGAAGCCUUUGCCCUGUGGAUCGAGCAGUGGGGCAAGCUGUAUGAGGAGGAGUCUCCGUCCCGCAUGAUCAUCCAGUACAUCCACGACAACUACUUCCUGGUCAACCUGGUAGAUAACGAGUUUCCGCUGGACAACUGCCUGUGGCAAGUGGUAGAAGACACGUUUGAGCUUCUCAACAGACCCGGGCCAGAGCAGGAGACAGAGACCCUGUGAUCCCGCGCCCUGAUGUUCUUGGCCUGAGGCCACUCGUGUCCUGCCUUCCUCCUCCCCAGUCCUGGUUUUCCUGGGGACCCCUCUUCUCCUUCAUCUCUCCCCGAGCCCUGGCCUCCACUCCUCACACGGUGAUGGCAGCUAGA
Leopardus geoffroyi (Geoffroy's cat) is the source of this 2898-nucleotide messenger RNA. It is a transcript of the gene MTHFR, whose product is annotated as methylenetetrahydrofolate reductase. The transcript has 12 exons. Gene Ontology annotation, cellular component: cytosol. Gene Ontology annotation, biological process: tetrahydrofolate interconversion. Gene Ontology annotation, molecular function: FAD binding; methylenetetrahydrofolate reductase [NAD(P)H] activity. The record is from RefSeq and is a predicted model, not a curated record. The coding region runs from base 791 to 2755 and encodes 654 amino acids. NCBI's taxonomy places the organism in Eukaryota, Metazoa, Chordata, Mammalia, Carnivora, Felidae.